Messenger RNA from Metschnikowia bicuspidata var. bicuspidata NRRL YB-4993, 1575 nucleotides. It is a transcript of the gene ERG5, whose product is annotated as C-22 sterol desaturase. NCBI's taxonomy places the organism in Eukaryota, Fungi, Ascomycota, Pichiomycetes, Serinales, Metschnikowiaceae. Gene Ontology annotation, molecular function: oxidoreductase activity, acting on paired donors, with incorporation or reduction of molecular oxygen; monooxygenase activity; iron ion binding. Bases 1 to 1575 code for a protein of 524 amino acids. Gene Ontology annotation, biological process: sterol metabolic process. The record is from RefSeq and is a predicted model, not a curated record. The transcript has a single exon.
AUGGACGUGAACUCAUCCACGCCGUUUUUCGCCGCGGGCGCCGCUCCGCUGUCCCGGUUUGUGGACUUGGCCGGCGCCCAUCUCGUGGGUCUCUGGGCCCAGCUCUCGUGGUGGCAGAUCUCGCUCACCGUGCUUGUGGGCGUGUUGACGUACGACCAGGUCAAGUACCAGGUCAACAAGGGCACGAUCGCGGGCCCGCGCUUGAAGGUGUGGCCCAUCAUCGGGCCGUUUUUGGAGAGCCUCGACCCCAAGUUCGAGGAGUACUUGGGCAAGUGGAACCUGGGGCCGUUGUCGUGCGUGUCCAUCUUCCACAAGUUUGUGGUGAUUGCGUCGACCCGUGAGCUCGCGCGCAAGAUCUUCCAGUCGCCCAAGUACGUCAAGCCCUGCGUGGUGGACGUGGCCGUCAAGAUCCUCCGGCCCACCAACUGGGUGUUCAAGGACGGCAAGGCGCACGUGGACUACCGCCGCUCGUUGAACGGGCUCUUCACGCAGAAGGCCUUGGAAAUCUACUUGCCCGUGCUCGAGCAGAACAUGGACGCGUACCUCGCCAAGUUCAGCCUGUACGACGGGCCGCGCGAGUUCUUCCCGGAGUUCCGCGAGUUGUUGUGUGCGUUGUCGUUGCGCACGUUCUGCGGCAGCUUCAUCUCCGAGGACCAGAUCCAGCUCAUUGCCGACAACUACUACCACAUCACCGCGGCGUUGGAGCUCGUCAACUUCCCCAUCAUCAUCCCCUACACCAAGACGUGGUACGGCAAGAAGAUCGCGGACGAGACCAUGCGCAUUUUCGAGGAGUGUGCGGCCAAGGCCAAGGACGCCAUCAACGGGCGCGGCGACGCGCCCACGUGCGUGAUGGACGAGUGGAUUCUUUUGAUGAAGCAGGCCCGCGACCUGCACGCGCAGGACCAGACAUCCAAGCUCUUGAUCCGCGAGUUCUCCAACAAGGAGAUCUCCGAGACCAUCUUCACGUUCUUGUUCGCGUCGCAGGACGCGUCGUCGUCCUUGGCCUGCUGGUUGUUCCAGCUCGUGGCAGACCGUGCGGACGUGGUGGCCAAGAUCCGCGCAGAGCAGAUGGCCGUGCGCAACCACGACCCGGCCGUGCCGUUGUCGCUCGACUUGAUCCAGCAGAUGAAGUACACCAACAGCGUGGUCAUGGAGGCCUUGCGCUUCCGCCCGCCCGUGUUGAUGGUGCCCUACGUGGUGAAGCAGCCGUUCCCGGUGACCGAGGACUACACUGCGCCCAAGGGCCUGAUGAUCAUCCCCACCUUGUACCCCUCGUUGCACGACCCGGAGGUGUACGAGGACCCGGACAGCUUUGUGCCGGAGCGCUGGGAAAACCCCUCGGGCGACAUGACCAAGCGGAGCUGGUUGGUGUUUGGCACCGGCCCGCACGUGUGCUUGGGCCAGCAGUACGUGAUGAUGCUUUUCACGGGCAUGUUGGGCAAGUUCGUGAUGAACGCGGACAUGCACCACCACAAGACCGCCCUUUCCGAGGAGAUCAAGGUGUUUGCCACCAUUUUCCCCAAGGACAACUUGGUCUUGGAGUUUUCCAAGAGGGACCCUUUGGCCGCGGCGUAG